Molecule: messenger RNA, 249 nt
Organism: Symbiodinium sp. CCMP2456
Lineage: Eukaryota; Dinophyceae; Suessiales; Symbiodiniaceae
Source: the annotation of a GenBank genome assembly
AUCUUGGUCCUUGGCUGUGGCCUUUCCCCACUGCUCUUCGCCCUUGCCGACCGCCUCCAGGCGCGCUGCGGCUGCCUCGAGCUCUCCCCCACGCUGGCCGAGAGUUUGGAGGCCAUGUCCCUUCGUGUACCGCGACCUCCGGCCUUCAUUGCAGUUUCGGAUGUGACGACCCUGGCGCGACGCCGCCGUGGGGCCGGAGCUAAGGGCGAGGGGGACUUACGCCGAUCAUCCUUCGACAUUAUCGUGGAC